GCUCUUUGGUCUUUCCAUAUAAAGAAUUAAAAUUGCAUCACAUAUAACUCUUAUACGAAUCUAAAAACAGCUUUGUCAAGUUCUUCAUCUUCUACUUCCUUUUCUCCUUACUAUUCACUCCUAUAAUCUUCAAGUGAAAGAAACCCUAAUAAAUAUUUUUAGGAAAUUAAUAUUAAGAUGGGAAGAGGAAAGAUUUCAAUUAGAAGGAUUGACAAUUCAACAAGUAGGCAAGUGACUUUCUCAAAAAGAAGAAAUGGAUUAUUGAAGAAAGCAAAAGAGUUAUCAAUUCUUUGUGAUGCUGAAGUUGGAUUGAUUGUCUUUUCCAGCACUGGAAAGCUUUAUGAUUAUUCAAGCACUAGCAUGAAAUCUGUUAUUGAUCGCUAUAACAAACAGAAAGAGGAACAACAUCAGCUAAUGAAUCCUGCUUCAGAAGUCAAGUUUUGGCAGACAGAAGCAGCAAGCCUGAGACAACAACUGCAGUACUUGCAAGAAAGCCAUAGGCAAUUGAUGGGUGAAGGACUUGCUGGUUUGGGUAUUAAAGAACUGCAAAAUCUGGAAAACCAGCUGGAGAUUAGUCUAAAGGGUGUUCGAAUGAAAAAGGAUCAUAUUUUGACUAAUGAGAUCAAAGAACUACAUCAAAAGGGAUCUCUUGUUCAUCAAGAAAAUGCAGAACUCCAUAAGAAGAUGGACCUUGUCCAAAAAGAAAAUGCAGAGCUACUGAAGAAGGUUUAUGAAGCAAGGAGUACAAAUGAAGAAAAUGCAAAAAGCAAUCUUUCAUGCACUAUCAGAAACGGAUUUGAUUUACAUGCACCUAUCAGUCUCCAGCUAAGCCAGCCACAGCCUCAAUACAGUGAACCAGCAGCCAAAGCCAUGAAAUUAGGAUUACAGCUGCAUUAGCAAGAACUGUUCGAUAAUCACCUAUGCUUUCAAUUCUGAAAAGUUGUCACGAACCAGUUCAAACAUAUAAUCAUGCUGAUAUGUGUGGGAUCUUGUAGUUCAACAACCACAUUGUUCAAUUCAACAGAAUAGAGUAUGAUAUUUCCUAUCAAGAAGCUUACAAUUGCUAUUAAGGAUCAGACAUAAUGAUUGCCUCUGUAAAUUUUAUGAAAUAAAGAUAUCAAUGAUUGUGCCUUGUGUUGUUUUA
Trifolium pratense (red clover) is the source of this 1144-nucleotide messenger RNA. Its product is annotated as MADS-box transcription factor 23-like. Gene Ontology annotation, biological process: positive regulation of transcription by RNA polymerase II. NCBI's taxonomy places the organism in Eukaryota, Viridiplantae, Streptophyta, Magnoliopsida, Fabales, Fabaceae. Gene Ontology annotation, molecular function: protein dimerization activity; RNA polymerase II cis-regulatory region sequence-specific DNA binding; DNA-binding transcription factor activity, RNA polymerase II-specific. The coding region runs from base 178 to 897 and encodes 239 amino acids. The transcript is spliced from 9 exons. Gene Ontology annotation, cellular component: nucleus. The record is from RefSeq and is a predicted model, not a curated record.